AUGGCUCCAGCUAGAAGUGUGCCCACGACUCCCAUAGGUCAUACGACACUGAGUCAACGUACACGUGGACCCUUGACGUCGUCGGGGUUGAUGACCUCGCCCGAGUUCGUGUGUCCGUGCGAAAUCAGGAACAGGUCAGCAUUCGUGUUUCCGCCCGACUGUGAGGUGAGUGACCCGGAGUCGACGUCUCUGUCGGAUGAGGAGUUAGAAUUCCUGGCUUAUUCAGAAUACGAUUCAAGCCACUUCAUUCCACCUGAGCGUAUGCGUCAGCCUAGAGGCGUGGUUCGGCCUGGUCGUGCGGGGUUCGCAGAGUCUAGCCGAGAGCGGAAACCGCGUCGAUUAGGUCUGUCGGAGCGGCGCCUUCGAGAGGAGGGUGCGAGGCCUCGAGCCGCACAGUACUACUACUAG
Messenger RNA from Gregarina niphandrodes, 408 nucleotides. RefSeq lists its product as hypothetical. The transcript has a single exon. The coding region runs from base 1 to 408 and encodes 135 amino acids. The record is from RefSeq and is a predicted model, not a curated record. Lineage: Eukaryota; Apicomplexa; Conoidasida; Eugregarinorida; Gregarinidae.